Messenger RNA from Trichechus manatus latirostris (Florida manatee), 3811 nucleotides. It is a transcript of the gene DPF2, whose product is annotated as double PHD fingers 2. The transcript is spliced from 12 exons. Gene Ontology annotation, molecular function: transcription coactivator activity; histone binding; histone H3K4 methyltransferase activity. Gene Ontology annotation, cellular component: MLL3/4 complex; nucleus. Lineage: Eukaryota; Metazoa; Chordata; Mammalia; Sirenia; Trichechidae. The coding region runs from base 1245 to 2438 and encodes 397 amino acids. Gene Ontology annotation, biological process: positive regulation of transcription by RNA polymerase II. The record is from RefSeq and is a predicted model, not a curated record.
AGGGAGAGGAGCAGGGAAGAUGGCGGCUGUGGUGGAAAAUGUAGUGAAGCUGUGAGUGGUCGUUUCUUUCUCUCCUAGACCGGGAGGUCUUGUAAGGGCCCUGGGAGUAGGGGCGGUGCGGGAAGGGAACGAGGCGAAGGGAGAGCCAGGCCCGGGAAGGCCGUGGUGCGACUCCUAGUGGGGAGGGCAACAGGAGACUCCAGAGGAGACGUUGCGCUUCUUUGGAAACUUGUGGAGGCCCGGAGGGGGCAGGCGGGAGCCGCGGCCGGGCCCUCCCUGUGAGGCUGGCGGCCUGAGCGCUCCCUUAGGGGUUACGACACCCCGAGUAUGGCGCCCUUGCCGCCUACGAAAGACGCACCGUCCCAGGCCCCCUUCCGAGACGCCUCCGUCGGAGGAGCCGGGCCCGGCCGGGCCGACCGUUUCGCCGCAGCCGGCCCGGAGCAACAGGCUCGGAGACUCGGUGGGAAAGGGCUGCGGGGCCGAGCGUUCCAAUAGCCUGUGACUUCGGGAGGCUCCGUGUCAGGGACCCCAGACUUAGACUCUUCUUGGGAAGAAUUGGUGGAGAAGCAGAUCCAGAAAAGAAAGCACUUAAGAGCAGCGGGCCUUUGUGCCGGCCCGUCCCAGCCGUCAAAACAUCGGGGACUGGACGGAAGCGGUCCAGACAGCUUCAUGUAGCCUAAAGUGACAUCUAGGUCUACGUUCCUCAUACUAGACGAUACCGUUGUGCUGGGCAGAUUUCAAGCGAAGUUAAAAGUUACAGGUGUCGGGAAAACGGAGAAUGCCUUGUUAGCCGCUUCCUGUGAGCUUAAAGAUGCUUUGGGACUUGGUUUGACCUCAGCUCCUCCCAGAAGAAGGAUCCGUGUUGAUCAGAUGUGAAUAUGAAUUGUUGCAGUUAGUGUAAGCUGCAGCACCAAAAUACUUGUUAAACCCUGAAGGCUGAGAGCAAGAUUGCGCCAUAUACAUGCUGCUUAUGACCAGAUCGUGCCUGGUACUGUAUGGUUUUCUAGCCUUUAAAGCACUUAAAGAUUUGCCCUUGAUUCAGAUUUCAGGUUGAGCCUUUUGAGUCCAAGAAGAUUCUUCCGCGUAUAAUUUGGUGGUGUGGGAAUGGGGAGGGGCCGAAGAUGGACCUGAGAGCAAGCCAGCCGCCUAUCAGUAAUAGCACUCAAUAAAAAAAUAGGCUUCAGGAAGUUCGGGGAUCUGCAGAUGUCUUCCACCGACUGUAAAAUCAGCAUCUAGAAUUAAUUAUGAGUUGGCUAAAUACCCAGCUCAAAAUUCAAAUGAUACAGAAAAGCAGCCUUGGGGAGCAGUACUACAAAGAUGCCAUGGAGCAGUGCCACAAUUACAACGCCCGCCUCUGUGCUGAGCGCAGCGUGCGCCUGCCUUUCUUGGACUCCCAGACUGGCGUAGCCCAGAGCAACUGUUAUAUCUGGAUGGAAAAGCGACACCGAGGUCCAGGGUUGGCUUCUGGGCAGCUGUAUUCCUACCCAGCCCGGCGCUGGCGGAAGAAGCGACGAGCCCACCCCCCAGAAGAUCCACGACUUUCCUUCCCAUCUAUUAAACCAGACACAGACCAGACCCUGAAGAAGGAAGGCCUGAUCUCUCAGGACGGCAGCAGUUUAGAGGCUCUGUUGCGCACCGACCCGCUGGAGAAGCGGGGCGCCCCAGAUCCCCGAGUUGACGAUGACAGCCUGGGCGAGUUUCCUGUGACGAACAGUCGAGCACGGAAGCGGAUCCUAGAACCAGAUGACUUCCUGGAUGAUCUUGAUGAUGAGGAUUAUGAAGAAGACACCCCCAAGCGUCGUGGCAAGGGGAAAGCCAAGGGUAAAGGUGUGAGCAGUGCCCGUAAGAAGCUGGACGCUUCCAUCCUGGAGGACCGGGACAAGCCCUAUGCCUGUGACAUUUGUGGAAAACGUUACAAGAACCGACCAGGCCUCAGUUACCACUAUGCCCACUCCCACUUGGCUGAGGAGGAGGGUGAAGACAAGGAAGACUCCCAGCCACCUACCCCAGUUUCCCAGAGGUCUGAGGAGCAGAAAUCCAAGAAAGGUCCUGAUGGAUUGGCCCUGCCCAACAACUACUGUGACUUCUGCUUGGGGGACUCGAAGAUCAACAAGAAGACGGGACAACCCGAGGAGCUGGUGUCCUGUUCUGACUGUGGCCGCUCAGGGCACCCGUCCUGCCUUCAGUUCACGCCCGUGAUGAUGGCGGCAGUGAAGACCUACCGCUGGCAGUGCAUCGAGUGCAAGUGCUGCAACAUCUGUGGCACCUCCGAGAACGACGACCAGCUGCUUUUCUGUGACGACUGCGAUCGUGGCUACCACAUGUACUGUCUUACCCCGUCCAUGUCUGAGCCUCCUGAAGGAAGUUGGAGCUGCCACUUGUGUCUGGACCUGUUGAAGGAGAAAGCUUCCAUCUACCAGAACCAGAACUCCUCUUGAUGUGGCCACUCCCUGCUCCCCCACACGUCUAGGGCUGUUUCUCUCCUCUCUCGUUUCUCGUACCCAUCCCCCCCCCCCAAUCUUUCACAAGUCCAGAGAACCUUGGGGUGGUCAUGCCAACCUGCUUUUGGCAGCAGCAAGCUGGGGUGGCCGCUCUGACCGCCUCUGGCCCCAGGUCCUCAGGGAGAAAGGAGCAGCGCACUGCCCGAGGUGCACCUGCGGGCCCAGCUCCUCACUGCUCUCCAUGAAGUGCAUUCACUCGGCUUGCCUUGGGCCCAGGCCCUGGUUGUCACAGGGUUCACACAGUGUCCUGCGAGAGAGAGAGUGGGAGAGCAGCUCACUUCUCUCUGGGCUCUGCCUCCACUCUGGUGUCCGGGGUUUUCCCUCCCCCUGAGGCGAGCCUGGCCAGGGCCUCUGCCAGGAGUGCCAGGAGGGCGUGACUGAGAGGCUAAGGCAGUGCUUGCGAGCUUCAUGCCCUUUGUGAUGCUUGGCCUCACCGCCACCUCCCUCCAGAGGGGCCCGCCGUGGCCCUCCGUUCCUGCCACAGAGGAUCCUUUGUCCAAGCCAGGGCGCCCUUGGUCACCCCUGGCUCUGCCCUGCCCCAUUCCACCCCAGGGGGAGUAGCAGCUUCACCCUGAUUCUCCCCUGUGCUCACCUGGUGUCUAGUGACUGAAGCAUUCCCUACCCCCAGAAUUUCCUGCCUCCCCUCCUUACUCCUUUUGAUUUUGUGGGGAGAGGGGAAGCAUCAGGGGGCCAGGCCAGCAGCUUGCGGGCCGCAGGGAGACACGUUGGGUCAUGUGCCUGUUUUUUAACUUUGCUGUAAAAGCCUACCUCCAAACCCCCCUUCUGUUCUCCCGGACCUGGGCAUUCAGCCUCCUGCCCUUAGCUGAAGAGGAAGCCUCUGCCUCCUGCCCUGUGCAUCCUGGCGCUGAGUCACAGGGACACCACGUAGACAUCCCUUUCUUCCCUUGCACGCUCGCUAGCAGCUGGUAAGGUCUUCACGCCCUGGUUCCUCAGUUUUCUGCCUGGUGGCACUGACAUUAAGUAGUUGGGGGCAGUCCAUUCCAGGGUACCCUGAAGUGGCCGCCUCCCUUGGCCACAGGCAGGCACUAAUUUACUGUUGCUCUGGAGUUGAGGUCCUGGUUUUGUUCUUUUUUUUUUUUUCUCUAGUUCUUGUAUUCUAAACAUUAGUACAAAUAAACAUUUUUACACGGAGAUCUCUGCUGGGUGGUUUAUUGCCUCACCCCCUGACAGUUAAGGAAGUCCACUUUAUCCUAAAACUUUCUUCCUUAGGACAGUGGUUUUAAACGUUUUGAAGUACAGCUUUUUUUGCCCAGAUAUUUCUGUUGAACCCCAAUAUGUAAAACAGACAA